Blepharisma stoltei is the source of this 585-nucleotide messenger RNA. NCBI's taxonomy places the organism in Eukaryota, Ciliophora, Heterotrichea, Heterotrichida, Blepharismidae. The record is from the annotation of a GenBank genome assembly.
AUGAAGAAAGCGCAUAUUGUGCUGAUUCCGAAGGUGAAAGAUAGCAAAAAUCCUCAAAAUCUAAGGCCGAUCACUCUGAUAAAUGCUAUAUACAAACUGUUUGACAAAUUGGUGGCUGAGAGACUACGCAGAGAUAUCACAGAAAAGAAUAUCAUUCACCCUUCUCAAGCGGGCUUCAUCUCAGGCAGAAACUGUACUGAGCACAUCUUUAGCCUUCAAACCAUAAUAGCGCUCAGAGAAAAAAUGUCAAAGCCAACGUAUUGUGCAUAUCUAGACCUAAAAAAGGCCUUUGACUCGGUACAUAGAGAUCUGCUUUUUAAAACAAUGCUGGAUAGAGGCAUCGAUUCAAAACUGGUUGCGAUAAUUCAAGAAAUGUACAAAGACGAAAGCAGCUCAAUCAUCAUAAAUGGCCGUUUAAGCAAAUGGAUCAGUAUAAACAAGGGAGUCAGACAAGGAGGCUGCUCAUCGCCAUUAUGUUUUAAUUUUAUACCGAACGAGUUAGCCUGAGAAUUAGAAAAUAAAAAGCUUGGUGUUGCAAUUCCUGGAGGGCAACGAUUGGGCUUCUCCUGUAUGCGGAUGACGUAG